Aphanomyces astaci is the source of this 445-nucleotide messenger RNA. RefSeq lists its product as hypothetical. NCBI's taxonomy places the organism in Eukaryota, Oomycota, Saprolegniomycetes, Saprolegniales, Verrucalvaceae. The transcript has a single exon. The coding region runs from base 90 to 422 and encodes 110 amino acids. The record is from RefSeq and is a predicted model, not a curated record.
UGCGCGUACCCACUUCAACUGCAACCCCACCCGCGUCCGUACCCCACAGACGCAGAGAGAGGGACACGAGUGCCGACGUCGAACCCAAGAUGCAGCGACUCCAGAAGCGUCUCUUCUCGACGCCUACCGUGCGUCCCCUAUGGAUGCUGCGUUACACUUAUGUGGACGGGAUGCUCGACAAGCGAGGGCCGUUCCGUGGUGAUCACUUGCACCACGUCGAGACCUACUCGGCUGACACACACUACCCCAAAGUGAUCCUCGGCGGUGCGUUUGCCGAUCCUGUCGACGGCGCCGCGUUUGUUAUUGACGCUGCAGAUGCCGCUCAAGUCGAAGCGUUUGCCAAGAGCGACCCGUACGUGAUCAACAAGCUCGUGACCAAGUUCGACGUUCGCCCAUACAAUGUUGUCACGUUCACCAAAUAAGGCAGGUCAACACAUCAUCCCCA